Molecule: messenger RNA, 1409 nt
Organism: Centruroides sculpturatus (bark scorpion)
Lineage: Eukaryota; Metazoa; Arthropoda; Arachnida; Scorpiones; Buthidae
Exons: 4
Coding region: 697-1320 (207 amino acids)
Source: RefSeq, a predicted model, not a curated record
UCCCAAUAUAAUGUUAUAAUGUUAACGGCGAAUAUAUUUUUAGUGUCAUUAACGAUAAAUAACAAUUUAUUAUUUCGUUUGCGCAUCUUAUCCAAUAUCUGAAUAUUGGGUUUCAUUAAAAAACCUACCGGGAAUUACUCUUUAGUAAGCAAUAUUGCAUAUGAAUUAUUGAUUUUACGAUUGUAACAAUUUACACUUUGCACACAAUUAAUAAAUUCAAAUCACAGUGUAAUAUUUAUAAUUUGUAACAGAAAUAAAUUGACUUUUGUUUUAUGCGAUACGCUUCUUGUAUAGUUUUGUGUUCAAAUAUACGAGCGCUAAGAUGGCUAACAAAAUAACAAUUUAUUAUUAGAUUUAUUAUACGAUCAAUAAAAUGGAAAACAAACUUUAGAGAGACGUUUUAUUUAUUUGAGUAUGCAUUUCGGAUAAUUAUAUCCCCUUUUAACUUUUGUGUUACAAAUGGAUUAUGAGAAAUUGAAAUUCACUUUUGCCAUAUUUUCAAUGGAAUAAAUUUCCAAAAUAUGUUUUCGACAAUAAGAAUUUCAUCUGUUUAUUUGAUCUAAACCGUUUGUUAUUUCCUUUCUUUUUUCCUUUCAAAUUCUUAUAUAGGCCUAAUUAUUAAAUUGACGCGAAAAAACUUUUACGAAUUGCUGUGUUUAUUGCCUUUACUUUUAUUCUCUAGGUUUUAAUAACAAAAUGGAUCUACGUGAUAGAAGUAAAUAUUUCGCAUGGAAGUACGAUAGAACUCCGGAAGAAAUUUUUAAAUCUUUAGUGAAUGCAAAAAUGCCAAUGACAUCCAAUAUACAUGCUGAUUUUCCGGAUCAAACGGAAUCGUCAUCUUCUGAUUCCGAUGAUGAAGAGAAUGAUUUUUGUUUUUUGGAAAGGAGAACAGACCUCUUUGGUUUUUGCGAGAACAGACCUCUAAAAAAAGAGUUUGAAUUUUUAGAGAAGUACUCAUUGGUAAAAGACAUAAUUUCUGAAGAAAACGAAGACGAUGACCCGAUGUUCAAAUCGUCAUCGAAAAUAAUCGAAGAAGAAAAAGUAUUGGAUGAAACUAAUAAUAAAGAUCAAAGCGAUGAUAAAAUUGAAAAAAAGCAAAAGCUAAGAGAUCUAGUAGAAACAGAGGAAAGGAAAAGUAUUAAUGUAAGAUAUUCGUGGGAAGAUAAAUCUACAAAAGAAGAUGAAAAUGAUAGAGAAACAACGAAAUGUUCUGAUGCUUUUACAUAUUUAUUUUGUAAAAUUCCAUCCUUUAUCUUUUCGUGUUGCAGAAGAAGAAAGAAACAUGCCAAUGGUGAAAAAGGUAGGAAAAAGAUUACGUAAAUUUUAUUUAUAACAUGACUCAUAUUUAAUAAAAGUUAAUCGUUGUAAGAUUUGGCAUGCUUAUGUUAAUCAUUGAAAACAAAAAUAAA